Messenger RNA from Polyodon spathula (Mississippi paddlefish), 2508 nucleotides. RefSeq names its product prickle homolog 3 (gene prickle3). Lineage: Eukaryota; Metazoa; Chordata; Actinopteri; Acipenseriformes; Polyodontidae. The coding region runs from base 92 to 2428 and encodes 778 amino acids. The transcript is spliced from 11 exons. The record is from RefSeq and is a predicted model, not a curated record. Gene Ontology annotation, molecular function: zinc ion binding.
AGCACUGGGCUUUUACAAUCGGACUCAGUAAAGAGGGCCUUUUGGUUUUUGUUGUAUUUUGUUGUUUGUAUUUAUUGUCUUGGUCAGCAGUAUGUACGAGAAGCAGAACGGAUAUCACCGCGAGUUUGCUGAAAGGAAGAUCUGCCUGCAUUGUAAAUGCCCUCGUGAGGAUCACGCUGUGCGCUCUGUCCCGGGCGAUCUGGAGAGGAUGAUGCUGAAGCUGGUCUCUGGUUUCCAGCGGCACUCCAUCUCCGACGAUGACUCGGGCUGUGCAUCUGAGGAGUACGCCUGGGUCCCCCCUGGACUCAAACCGGAACAGGUGUAUCAGUACUUCAGCUGUCUCCCUGAGGACCGGGUUCCCUACAUCAACAGCCCUGGAGAGCACUAUAGGAUCAAACAGCUGCUGUACCAGCUCCCCGCACACGACAGCGAGCCUCAGUACUGCAACUCUCUGUGUGAGGAGGAGAAAAAGGAGCUGAGAGUUUUCAGCCAGCAGAGGAAAAGAGAGAACCUGGGGAGAGGCAGUGUGAGACUGUUCCCUGUGACCAUGACUGGUGCCAUCUGUGAGCAGUGUGGGAAGCAGAUCCGGGGUGGCGAUAUCGCUGUGUUUGCGAGCCGGGCGGGGCACGGAGCCUGCUGGCACCCCCAGUGCUUCCAGUGCAGCACCUGCCAGGAGCUGCUGGUGGAGCUCAUCUACUUCUACCAGGAGGGCAAGAUCUACUGUGGGAGACAUCACGCUGAGAGACUGAAACCACGAUGCCAGGCCUGUGAUGAGGUGAUCCUGGCAGCCGAGUGCACGGAGGCGGAGGGCCGGCACUGGCACAUGAAGCACUUCUGCUGUUUGGAGUGUGAGGCAGCGCUAGGGGGGCAGCGCUACAUCAUGAGAGAGAGCCGGCCAUACUGCUGCCCCUGUUACCAGAGUCUGUACGCAGAGUACUGCGACACCUGCGGAGAGAACAUUGGUAUUGACCGGGGUCAGAUGGCAUACGAGGGUCAGCACUGGCACGCCACGGCCGAGUGUUUCUGCUGCUCUCGCUGCGGGCUGGCUCUCCUGGGGCGCCCCUUCCUCCCCAAGCAGGGCCUCAUCUUCUGCUCCCGCGCCUGCAGCCUCGGGGAGGACCCCGACAACUCGGACUCCUGCGACUCCGCCUUCCAGAGCGGCAGCGACCCCUGCAGGACCGGAGGAGGCAAGGCAGGCAGGAGAGGGAGCGGUGCUGCCACCUGCAGGCGGGAGGAGAGAACUGCGGCCAGGAGAGAGGAGGAGCACAGGAAAAUGAUGGAAGAGGAAAGGAGUAUUGGGAAGGGAGUUUCAGCAGCAGUGCAGCUGACUCUUCUCCAGACCACGCCCAGCGCAGUGGGGACACCCAAUGGCAUCCACACCAAGAGAUCUGCAGCCAAUCAGGAGCUGGAGGCGGACCCACCGCUAAGCCGCGGUGGACUGAGGGGCUCCGCCUCCAGGGCUGAGCGGCCAGUCAGCUGCCUGGGCUUCUCUGAGGAGCAACAACUUGGCCACGCCCCUCUGCGCCGGACUUCUCGUGGCACGUCAACGUCACAAGAUUCGGGGGGCAAACAGGAGCCCAGAGCCGGGACAGAUACCUGGAGACCUCCUCACUCUCAGCACUACUCGAUGACAGACCUGGAUAGCCACCCCCCUCCAAGCCCCUCCCCUCCUCCCCUGGAGCCCCCCCGUGACCUCUCACCCCAGCUCUCCCGCUCCACCUCGGCACGGGUCAGCUUCCGGGAGCCAAUCAGCAUCUGCUUCCAGGCCCCAGAGGUAGAGGAAGAGGAAGAGGAAAAGGUGGGGGAGCGGGACUUACAGCAGCAGCAGGAGGAGAAGGAAGAGGAGGAGGAGGAGGAGGAGGGCGGCGGCAGGAAGAACGGGUUCCCCCGGCAUCCAUUCAGAGGGGAGGUGCCUGACAUGGAUCUUCUCGAUGGGACAUCCCAUCCAUUCCCAGAUGGGGACAUCCCAUCACCGCAGGCUUCCGAAGACAGAGGUCCUCCGACGGAGGUGCUGGCGAGCUCUGGCAGCUUUGGGACGGGACCCCGCUGUCGUGGCUGGAGGAACGAGAGGCCCGGGAUACACACCGGGGAGGACACACACACCCCCAUCCCGCAUGCAGAUCGCUCCGGCCACACCGCUGGGCUGAGCAUCCACUCGGACCGCACAGCGCACCCACCCUGCCACCGGAGGGAGCCCCACAGCCACUACUGCUCCUCCAGCUCCUCCUCAUCGGACUCCGAAGAAGAGGGCUUCUUCCUGGGGGAGCCCAUCCCCCUGCCCCCCCAGCUGCGCGGCCCACCCCCCAGGACUAAAGAGGAUCGGGGCAGAGGGGGCGAGCAGAGAACAGCGGGGAGAAGAGGGGGCAAGAGGAGGAAGGGGAACAGCGGGAGCGGCAAAGACAGGGAUAAAAACUGCAUCAUGUCUUAAAGGAAUGGGACUGAGACACAUUGAGACACACACUGAGACUGAGACACCUUGAGACACACACACUGGACACACACACACAC